Paramecium primaurelia is the source of this 1495-nucleotide messenger RNA. NCBI's taxonomy places the organism in Eukaryota, Ciliophora, Oligohymenophorea, Peniculida, Parameciidae. The record is from the annotation of a GenBank genome assembly.
AUGAGUGAUAACAUUUAUCAGAUAAAAUUAAACUUUUGCCAACUUACUCUUGAUGAAUUAAAUAAUCCUUAUAUCCAUAUCUAAAAUGGGUGCUAAUUCAAUCUAAAUUAAAUUGAUUAACAAAUAUUAAGCUAUUGCCCAGUUUGCGAAUCUAAUACAAACAAAUAAAAUAAUAAUUAAAACUAGUAAAAAUAAUCUCAAUUAAUAUUUAGUGAUGAUAAAAUCCAAUAGGAUGAUCAAUUAUUAAUUUAGCUUGAAUAAAAAAAUGAGAGAUAAUUAGUUUAUAAUAAAACCAAUAAUACUCUCUUCUUUAUGAAAAGGAGAAAUUAUACUAAUGACAUUAUCAGCAAAAAUGAAGAAGUAAAAGAUUUAUAAAAGAAGUUUUAUUCAAAUUUGAGAAAAAAGCGUAUUACAUUAUAACAAAUUUAAGAAAUUAGUUUAUAAGUAUAUUAUAUUUAUUAUUAUAGAGAAAUCAAUAAUAUAUUUCUUGUUUGAAAAAUCUUUCAGAUUCAUAAAAAAUACCUAUAUUAAUGGCAGUAAUUAAUCAUAGAUUAAUAUUAUUUUAUCAUUUGUACAAAUUGAAAGUGGAAUUAACUUUAUUGGAUGUAACAACUCCUAAAAUAAGAUAAAGAGUAGGAUUAAAUCAUGGAGUUUUAUAAUAAAUGAUGCUUGUUGAAAACAAUAUAUAUUUUCUUUAUUUGAAAUAGAAUGUAUCAAUACUAUUCAUAGGAGAUUUUUAAUAAAUUUUUACAUUUCAAAAUACUGAAGAAAUUUAAUUUCAAAUAAAAUAAAUGCCAAUUUUUAAACUUGAUGGCCCAUCUAAAUUAAUUUAUACUAAAGAUAAAGAACUUAUCAUGAUGGGAAGUAAGAUAUAUUAAUUAUAUUAUUUUAGAUAGAUAAUAUUUUAACAUUACUAAACAAACAAAUUAACCUUAUGCACAUUUUUUGGAUUCUUUGACUAUUAAUACCUAAAGUAAUUAUUUUGAUAAUAAUUAAAUUCUUAUUGUGAAUUAGGAAGAAGACAAAUAGAGCUAUAAACAAAACCUACUUUUCUUUUGUUAUGAUCUUUCAAAACCAAAUUAUUAACAAGAUCCUAAAAAUACUUUAUAACUACUUCCUGUUUAUUAAAAAUUUGAUAAUUUUUUUUCAACUAGUGAUAAAAUGAUUUUGUUUUAAACAUAGGAAUUAAAUAAAGAAAAAUCUUAAAUUAUAUCUAUUACAAGUUGGCUCUCCUAUGCUUAAUAAACACCUCCCAUAACCUAAGAUAUCAGUAUAAUAAAUCAUCAGAGUUAUAUGUAACCUAUUAAAGUUGUUUCUACAUAAAAAUGUAUGAAUAAUAUAACUUGCUUAUUGAUAGGAAUGAGAUUGCCAAGGAAGUAAUUAAUUAAACAAUUAAAUUAGUGAUUUGUAAUAAACAGAUGAUGAAUCAGAUGUCUUCCCAGCAUUAUUAGUAUACAAUCAUUAGGCAUCAUCAUUUGAAGUUGAGCUUAUUUGA